CAAAUCAUGAAAGCCCAGGAAACAGGGUCCAGGCCCAUUCGAAGCUUUCAACUUCUGCGAUCGUCUUCUUGUGCCAGCGAAGAAAAGAGAAAUUCCCUGCACAGAGAGAAACUUCGCUCCAAUGGCUCAGAUUCCGAACCUAGAUAAUGCUCCUCUCAAUCUCACAUCUCUAAGAGAACAGUCACAGAAGGAGCUCCUAAACAUUCUCAAGAAUAUUCGAGGGAAAAAGUGCUUGGUUAUUGAUCCGAAGCUCGGGAGUUCUCUCUCAUCGAUCAUACAAACAUCGCUUCUUAAGGAACAUGGGGUUGAGUUGCGGCAUCUUUCAGCUGACCCCCUUCAAACUGACUGCAUCAAAGUGGUUUUCCUUGUUCGUUCUCAGCUCGAUUUAAUGAAAUUCAUAUGUUCGAAUGUUCACGAUGAUGUAUCAAAGGGAUUUCAAAGGGAAUACUUUGUUUAUUUUGUCCCUCGCCGCACAGUUGUAUGUGAGAAGAUCCUUGAAGAGGAAAAUGUUUAUAGUUUGAUGACUAUAGGGGAGUACCCAUUGUACAUAGUUCCAUUGGACGAGGAUGUAUUAUCAUUUGAACUCGACCUUGCUUAUAAAGAAAGCCAAGUUGAUGGUGAUACAAGCUCUCUUUGGCAUAUCGCUAAAGCAAUUCACAAGCUUGAGUUUUCUUUUGGAGUGAUACCAAACGUGAGAGCCAAAGGCAAAGCAUCAGUGCGUGUUGCAGACAUUCUAAACCGUAUGCAAGCAGAGGAACCUGUUAACUCACCUGAUAUGGUUGUGCCAGAGAUAAAUACACUCAUCCUUUUAGAUAGGGAGGUGGACAUGGUUACUCCUAUGUUGUCUCAAUUAACAUAUGAGGGGCUAAUUGAUGAGUGUCUGCAUGUCAAUAAUGGUUCUGUGGAGCUGGAUGCAUCUAUCAUGGGUCUCCAACAAGAGGGAAAAAAGAUAAAAGUUCCACUUAAUUCAAGUGACAAGCUGUUUAAGGAGAUACGGGAUCUCAACUUCGAAGUUGUUGUCCAGAUUCUACGUCAGAAAGCAACAUCCAUGAAGCAGGACUACACAGAAGUGACAACAACUACACAGUCAGUUUCUGAAUUAAAGGACUUUGUCAAAAAGCUGAACUCGUUGCCAGAAAUGACUAGGCACAUAAAUCUUGCUCAGCAUCUGUCGACAUUCACAUCAAAGCCAGCCUUUCUUGGGCAACUUGACAUGGAACACACAAUUGUUGAGGCACAGAGUUAUGACAUAUGCUUUGAGUACAUUGAAGAAUUGAUCCAUAAGCAGGAGCCUCUUGUCAAUGUCCUACGCCUUCUCAUCUUAUUUUCCAUUACAAGUUCUGGGUUGCCCAAAAAGCAGUUUGACUAUUUGAGGAGAGAACUACUCCACAGCUAUGGAUUUGAGCACAUGGCGACACUGAAUAAUUUAGAAAAAGCUGGGUUGCUCAGAAAGCAGGAGUCAAAAAGCAACUGGCUGACAAUUAAACGUGCUCUACAACUUGUUGUUGAGGACACUGAUACAGCCAACCCGAAUGAUAUUGCCUACGUAUUUUCUGGAUAUGCACCUCUUAGUAUCCGUCUUGUUCAGCAUGCUGUGCGGUCUGGAUGGCGUCCUAUAGAAGAAAUCCUGAAGCUGCUACCAGGACCACAUUCAGAAACAAAAAGGGGCAGAUUCUCAAGCAGUCCAUCAUAUGACACCUUGCAGGCUUCAGCUAAUAUAGACAAAGUUGCUGAUGGAAGGCGGUCUCUAGUUCUCGUUGUCUUCAUUGGAGGCAUAACAUUUGCAGAGAUUUCCGCUCUUCGAUUUCUCAGUGCUCAGGAAGGGAUGGCAUAUGAUUUGAUUGUUGGGACAACCAAAAUUGUCAGUGGGCAUAGCUUAGCUGAAACAUUUGUAGAGAGGUUGGGCUAAGGUGAAAUUUUUGUUUGUUUUUUCUUUUUCUUUUUGUAAAGUUUUACUGGCUAUGAGAGUAGAAACUGAGGGUUGUUGGCCUGACUUGAAGCCCUUGUAGGGCAUGUUGAACUGAUUAUAUAUCUGUUAGCUUGUUGAGAGUAGCGUGUACGGUUUUCUGGCUUCACCUUUUCUGUAUUGAUUUUGCGAGGUCAAAUCCCAGCAACCCUUGGAAGGAAUUAUUUGGUUUGAAUUGGAAGAGAGUAUUUCCACAUUGUUGUGAUUA
This is a messenger RNA of Quercus robur (English oak), 2174 nucleotides long. Its product is annotated as vacuolar protein-sorting-associated protein 33 homolog. Bases 122 to 1909 code for a protein of 595 amino acids. Gene Ontology annotation, cellular component: CORVET complex; vacuole. The transcript is spliced from 22 exons. Gene Ontology annotation, biological process: vesicle-mediated transport; intracellular protein transport. The record is from RefSeq and is a predicted model, not a curated record. NCBI's taxonomy places the organism in Eukaryota, Viridiplantae, Streptophyta, Magnoliopsida, Fagales, Fagaceae.